UUGCUUUUAUACUCGCCCACUUUCUGCCACGCAUGGAUAUUUUUAUGCAGCGUGCAGCCGCUUUGACGCGAGUGACAGCGUUUGGUUACUCGUCUCCAUAAGAGCGUGUCAGUGUGAUGCAUAUCUGUGCUGUCAGCCGCAGGAAAAGAGGAUCUUCCACUACAAGCCAACACCUCUUAUCUCCAUCCUGUUAUCCGUGCAGCAAAGCGGCUUCUUCCAGCUCCAUCUCUCUGACUGAUCUCAACGAUUCUCCAGCAGAUGUUCUUGCGCGUCCAGGAAAACGACCGACAGAAGGAACGGUUACGGAUCCCCGUACCUCUACAUGGGGGCUCCGGUGUCCCAGCCCGGGCUCCGCUGCAGAGGACACCCAAGUGCGCCCGGUGCCGAAACCACGGCGUCCUGUCGUGGCUCAAAGGACACAAGCGUUACUGCCGCUUCAAGGACUGCACCUGCAAGAAGUGCAUCCUCAUCAUCGAGCGGCAGCGCGUCAUGGCGGCGCAGGUGGCGCUCCGGAGGCAGCAGGCCAACGAGAGCCUAGAGAGCCUCAUCCCGGAGUCCCUCAGAGUGCUGCAGGGCAUCGGUACGAGCGGGGCCGGCGAGGGGAACCAGGGAGCCCCGUUGAGGACGGUGGAGCGGCUCGGAGCCUCUGCAGGCCGGAGCGCAAACACACACAAGUAGAAGAGUCAGAAACAGAAAACUUUGACUUUAAACUUUGAACUUGGUUUGUAAAGUUGAUUUGAUUAUAGCUCAACAAAAACAGAAAAAAAAAACCAGUGCCUAAACCGUUAAAUAGAUCAGUAUUCUCAAAACUCUGAUCAAUAUACUUCAGAUUACACAAACAACUGAAGGAACAUUAGCCAAUUAAAUGUGUUCAUUUCUUAGAAGACUACUUAAAAUAAAAGUAUGCAAAUGUUGAUGAUUGAAAUGUGUAUCUGAACUUAUUUUGACAGAUUUUGAAAGAUAGUCGCCUGCAACUUUUCAAACAUUUAAACAAGGAAGGAAUCCAUGAACCCUCUUUUUCUGUUUAUCUUUUCAAAUCAGAUAGCAGCAAAAUUUGUUCAAA
Girardinichthys multiradiatus is the source of this 1063-nucleotide messenger RNA. Its product is annotated as doublesex- and mab-3-related transcription factor 3-like. Gene Ontology annotation, molecular function: RNA polymerase II cis-regulatory region sequence-specific DNA binding; DNA-binding transcription factor activity, RNA polymerase II-specific. The coding region runs from base 259 to 678 and encodes 139 amino acids. NCBI's taxonomy places the organism in Eukaryota, Metazoa, Chordata, Actinopteri, Cyprinodontiformes, Goodeidae. The transcript has a single exon. The record is from RefSeq and is a predicted model, not a curated record. Gene Ontology annotation, biological process: male sex differentiation; regulation of transcription by RNA polymerase II. Gene Ontology annotation, cellular component: nucleus.